CGCGCUUUUCUGGUAUCGGGACAAAGUUCGCAGUUCCGCCCCGCACGGUGGUCGGCAGCAGUCCAUCCGAUCUCCUCUUCCUCGCCGGAGGCGGCCGCUCGCUUCUCUGUUGCUUCCUUCCCCCUCCUGUUUUCUUCCUUACGUUGCAUCUCUGAUUGGAAAACAUCGAGAGAGAAAAUGCUCACGAUCGAGAGAGCCGUCCCCACCGUGCUCUCCGACGACCAGGAAGAUUCCAGCGCGCCCCGAGGUUGCGGCCGGAACUGCCUCGGCAAGUGCUGCAUGCUCGUGUCCGAGCUCCCUCUGUACGCCUUCAAAAACGACGCGAGUCCAGAAGUUUCUCCCGGCGCGGAUGAAUUACCAUCCGAUUUUUUUCUGAACACCCUUUUGCUGGGACAGUGGGAAGAUCGGAUGAGCCGAGGGCUGUUCCGCUACGACGUGGCCGCCUGCGAGACCAAGGUGAUCCCCGGAAAGCACGGUUUCGUGGCGUUGCUAAACGAGGGCCGCCACCUGAAGAAAAGGCCCACCGAGUUCCGGGUCGUCGACCGUGUCCUCCAGCCCUUCGACCCUGCGAAAUUCAACUUCACCAAGGUCGGCCAGGAGGAGGUGCUGUUCCGCUUCGAGGCCGGGGGGAAGGAUCACAAAUCGCAGUUCCUGGAGCGCAGCGCCGUUGCAGACGAAACAGAGAGCCCCAGCGUCGUGGCGAUCAACGUGAGCCCCAUCGAAUACGGCCAUGUUUUGCUGGUUCCCCAUGUGCUCGACUGCUUGCCUCAGAGGAUCGAUCCCGAAAGCCUCUCGCUCGCUCUCCACAUGGCCGCCGAAGCAGGAAGUCCCUACUUCAGGGUCGGCUACAAUAGUCUAGGCGCCUUUGCCACCAUUAACCAUCUGCACUUCCAGGCUUACUUCCUAUCGACGCCAUUGCCGGUUGAGAAAGCGCAUGCCCGAAAGAUUCCAAUCGAGAGCAGAGUGAAGUUCUCGAAAUUGGUCGACUACCCUGUGAGGGGCCUCGUUUAUGAAAGAGGAAGAAGCACCUUGAAGGAAUUAUCUGAUACAGUCGCCCGCUCCUGCAUCUGGCUUCAAGAAAACGACAUACCAUUCAAUGUUCUCAUCUCUGACUGUGGCAGGAGGAUCUUCCUCUUCCCCCAGUGCUAUGCCGAGAAACAGGCACUGGGACAAGUCAGCCAGGAGCUAUUAGAUACUCAGGUAAAUCCUGCUGCGUGGGAGAUUAGCGGACACAUGGUCUUAAAGCGGAAGAAAGAUUUUGAACAGGCGUCGGAGGACUACGCAUGGAGACUCCUGGCUGAGGUCUCCCUUUCCGAAGCAAUGUUCGAAGAAGUCGUCAAAGCUUGCAUGCAUGUUUGUGGCCAUGCCAUGGGUUUGGCGGAGUCCGAGGAAAUAGCUGCAGUGGAAAAGAUUGAUCUCCGUAUGAUCAGUCCUCUCCACUAA
Messenger RNA from Zingiber officinale, 1443 nucleotides. RefSeq names its product GDP-L-galactose phosphorylase 1-like. Gene Ontology annotation, biological process: glucose metabolic process. The transcript has a single exon. NCBI's taxonomy places the organism in Eukaryota, Viridiplantae, Streptophyta, Magnoliopsida, Zingiberales, Zingiberaceae. Gene Ontology annotation, molecular function: GDP-D-glucose phosphorylase activity. Gene Ontology annotation, cellular component: cytoplasm. The coding region runs from base 178 to 1443 and encodes 421 amino acids. The record is from RefSeq and is a predicted model, not a curated record.